CAAGGUUCUCUCUCUGAGGGAACAAAUUACCGACUGGCUUUAUUUGUUCAAACUACAGCCGGCGUACCAGGGAUGGGCGCAUACGACAUUUCUACUACAUCAGCGCCCACAGGGGGUACAUGCACGAUAGCUCCUUCCAGCGGUAUCUCACUGGAAACUGACUUCAAGCUGACGUGUAGUAACUGGAGGAGUGACAGCAUCCCGCUCUCUUACCAGUUCCAAUAUCAACUAGAGAACGGUCUGUAUAGUAUGUUAUUUCAUGGCUACAACAACACGGUCAGCUCUUGGUUACCGCCUGGUAAUCUGUCGGAAAAUUUCAAUGUAAAGGUCAAGGUCAUAAUCACUGAUGAUGUUGGUGCCUCUGCUUCAGUGGCAAAUUUGUCUGUGCAGGUUAAGCCAUCUGGGCGUUCGAGGCCAGAAAACAUCUCCGGCCUCCUCAUGGCUUAUGAAAGUUUACUUAACGACGUCAUCCGAGCUGGAGACUUGAGUAAAGCUGCACAAAUUGCAAAUUCUGUCCUCCAGACUGUUUCACAGGAUACGACCAUUAGUUUUCAGAAUAAGGCUAAAAUUCAAGAUUUCCUGAUCGCAAAGAUUAUCUCUCUACCAGUGAGAAAUCUUCCAGAUCUUCUCCAAAGCUCGUCUGUAAUUGGUUCUGCUCUACAGGUUACGGAUAGAAUGUCUUCUAAUACUCUGGUAUCCUCCUUGACUUCUCUUCACUCAAUGACUUCACUUCUCUGGAGAACCGCCAAGUUAAAAGAUGUGGUCGAUAUACCCCUGGUCACCCAAUCUGCAGAGAACCUGGGCUCAUGUCUCAACAGUGUACUGAAAGCUGGAGCAGUAAUUGCGUCAGGAGGUUACGGCUCUGGGCCUCAAGAGCAGGGCGUGAACUUCGUUAAGACUACAAUGCAAGUAAUUAGUUUGGUUGCUGACGCAGUAUUAGCUGUAAGAGUCCCCGAUGAAGGCAUGAUUUCCAUAGCAACGAGGGAGCUGACCAUGACAUUAGGACGCCACAGCCUUGAGAAACUUACGGGGCUUAGGAUCCAAGCAGCAGGCGGGAAAUUUGUUUUUCCUUCUGACAGCCAAUCAUUGCAGUCCAUUGUCACUGGAAAACGUUACAUUGAUACUCAGAUGUUGUCAAUUCCAUUCAAUCCUUACACUUGGGACGGAACAAAGAAGCGAGUCAACUCUGAAGUCCUAGCUCUCGACUUAAAAGACGAAAUCCGUAACGUGAUCAAAGUUUCAAAUCUCACAAGCGACAUCAUUAUUGUCACAUCACUACAGCCUCAAGAAAUCGCUACGGAGAAUCCGCAGUAUUUUACCAGAAAUGAAAAUCUACGUUUUCAUGGGAUAGAUGUUGAGUUCGAAAAUACUCUGGUAAAGCUGGAAAUUACUCCUCAUGAAUCCACUGUAAGUCUGUUUGUUUACUUGCGGUACGGCCAGCGGCCAACCAUAAAAGUGCAUGAACUCAACGCCACUGUGUCUGUGUACUCAAGGUGUGUUUGGGCGUCACGUGCGCAUGACAAAAAAGAGGAGGAAACCCAGUGUUCAUACGGUCCACUUGAACCUAUCAAAUUCUUAGCUAAGAGUCCCGGGAAAUACUUUCUUGGUGUAAAGAGCUCCAAUGCCAGCCUGGUUAUCCCCAUGAAAAGGCGUAAAAGAUCUUGUUUUGGAGAGGGACGGGAAAAGCGCUCCUGCGUCGAAGUCAAGGACCCACCAGCCACCCCACCCCGAAGCGAAAAUGUAUCAGUGGUGCCAGUUUAUGACUCUAGAACGGAUUAUAACUAUACUCUGAGGGUAACCCAAGGGAACUGCGUGCACUGGUCGGAGGAGCGAGAAAUGUGGAUAACAGACGGCUGUCAGGUUUUGUCAGCAGAAUUGAAUGGAUAUCUCAACUGUUCUUGCAAUCAUUUAACUUCGUUUGGGGGAGGCCUUUUAGUGAAACCGAAUCCAAUCGACUUCGACAAGGUCUUAAUCGAAUUCAAGAAACAUGGAGAGACUGGAAAUGUUGCUGUCAUUGUAACAGUAACUGUAUUUUUUCUCUGUUAUAUUGUUGUGCUUGUUAUCGUCCGGAAAGCAGAUAAAAAAGACAAGAGAAAUAAUGUUCUGCCAAUACAAUUGCCUUCGGCGUCGAACAACUUGCAAGAAUUCGAGAUAAUCAUUUCUACAGGUGUCUGGAGAAAUUCUGGCACAACUUCCAGGGUUGCAAUAGAAAUUUACGGAACUGGUGAAAACACUGGUAUCCUUGAGCUCAGCCCAGAAGAGCCUGGUGCAGACAAUUUGUUAUUUUCUCGAGCUAACACAGAUGUGUUCGUUCUUAAAGUUACCAAACCUCUUGGAACCAUUCAAGGAGUGCGCAUCGGUCAUGAUAACUCUGGAGAGAGUCCUUCGUGGUUUUUAGAAGAAAUUGUGAUUUUAGACAAACAAUUUAAUAAUUCCUGGAUAUUUACAGUUAAUCAGUGGUUUGCCCUUGAGCGCGGAGACGGCCGCAUCGAGCGUACCUUUGAAUUGAAACCAAAUCAACUGGAUUUCAAUCAAGAAGUUACGAACCGUUGGUGGAAAGGCCUCACUGAGUCACACAUUUGGGUUUCAGUUGCAACGAAGCCAAUAAGAAGCUGCUUCACGAGAGUACAGCGGGCAUCAUGCUGCCUUUCUGUGCUCUUAACGGCUAUGCUCGCUAAUGCGAUGUUCUAUGAAUUGGAUGGUGGCACUGAACAGAUCAUUCAAAUCGGACCACUGAAAUUUUCAUGGAGACAAGUAAUUAUUGGUAUUGAAAGCGCAUUAAUUGUGGCACCGAUUAACACUCUCAUAGUAUUCCUGUUUCAGAAAGGAGCUGAGAGGUCUGAGAGCAGCACUGGUCACUUUCCUAAAGCAACCCUGCUGAUAUAUCUUGCUUGGUUUUUGCUCUUCUGUGCAUGUGCAGUUUCGGCGGCUUUUUCAAUCUUCUACAGUUUGCUGUGGGGAAGGAGCAUCAGUGAAAAGUGGUUGUCCUCAAUGCUGAUAACGUUCAGCCAGGAUGUAGCAGUCACUGAGCCUGUCAAAGUUUUCUUCAUAGCGAUGUUUGUGGCGGCUAUUUCCAAAAGAAAAGCAAGCAAGGGAAAGGGAUAUGAAAGUCUCGAGGAACCUCAAAUUGGCCCCUCGAAGCAAAGGUUAUGGAAACUAGAGUUAACCAAGGUGGAAAAGAUGAGAAAGAAUCAAGCCAAAAAACAAAACAUUUCACAGCUUUUUGUGGACGUUUUUCUCUACCUUAUUUUCAUUUUCCUGCUAAUGGCGGUUUGUUAUGGUAACAGAAAUGACCAUCGAUUUCUGAUGACAAAGUCCAUCCGCGAGGGAUUAUCAAGAUUCAGCACUGUAGUGAACGAUAAUGAGUUUUGGAGCUGGUUAAACGACGUUUUGAUUCCAAGCGUGUUUGUGGGCAAAUGGUACAAUGGCCAAGAGGAAAAUCAGACCAUGUACAUAGGUGAUAAACAUUCUCUCCUGAUAGGAAUGGCGCGAGUAAGGCAAUUAAGAGUGAAAUCAAUCCCGUGUAAAGUCUUGGAUCACAUGAAAACUACCUUUCCGGUAUGCUACGAAGGAUACUCGGAAAGUAACGAAGACAAGACUGCAUUCCAUAAACCGGGAUGGAACCCUGUCGAUAACUCUACGAGUAAUGACGAGCUACUCCGACUUUGUCCGAAGCCAUGGAGAUACCAAAAUGCCGCGCAAGCUGACACAGCACCAAAGUGGGGACAAUUCUCAUUCUAUCCGGGAGGAGGAUUUAUUGCAGACCUCGGAUACGAUACCUCCACCGGAUAUAGCAUCGUUGAAAACCUUACGAGCUAUUAUUGGCUGGACAAGCAGACAAGAGUUGUUAUGAUGGAAUUUACCACAUUUAAUCCAUCGGUCAACCUUCUAACUGUUACUACGUAUUUCUAUGAGGUGGAAGCAUCAGGGUACAAGGCGCCUUUUACAAGGGUUGAUGUUAUUUCUUUGUAUUCGACGGAAACAACAUCAAAUAAGUUUUAUCUGAUCUGCAUACUUUUGUUCAUCGUGUUCAUACUGUUUUACCUCGGACGAGAAUGCUACAGGCUUUUUAAGCUAGGCUGUAGGUAUUUCAUUUCCAUCUGGAAUUGGGUUGAAUUCUUUCAGAUUACUUUCUCCGUUUUAGCCGUAGUAAUGUAUAUUUUACAAACGAUCAGGGUGUCUACAAAGAUCCAGAAAUUGCAAGAAAACAUUUAUGCGAAUGUAAGCUUUCAUGAAGCCAUCGUUGCGCUUGAAGUAGAGAAUGCAAUGCUGGGAAUUCUCAUUUUUAUCGUCAGUAUCAAAUUAUUGAGGAUUAUUCGGUUCAAUUCUCACAUUGCAGUGUUCGCUAAAACUCUACGUACAUCCACGCAACUUCUUUCAUCAUUCAGCUUCAAUUUAUUCAUCCUUUUCGUGGCUUUCCUACACUUUGGCGUUUUAAUUUUCGGUUAUGGAUCGGAGUUUUAUUCCUCGAUCCUAAAAGCGACAUACUUUCAGCUCGAACUUACUCUGGGUCGAGUCAAAGCCAGGCCUAUUAAUGCUUUAGCAGAAGCGAAUGACACAUUUGGAAGAAUCUUUGCUGUGCUAAUUCUAUUUAGCCUUACUAUUCUAUCCAUGAAUUUUUUCAUCGCUAUAAUGAAUGAAGCACUUUUUGAGGCAAAGGAUUCAGUGAAUCAGAGUGAACUAUAUGAUCUAGUGGGUACAUACGACUGGCCGAGGAAUGAGGAGAGGAGAGCUUUUCUUGAUUUCGUAAGUGAUGCUAUGACACGGUUGAAAUUCCAACAAACUUCCACCAUGUUGGAAGAGACCAAAGCAGGAGAUGUUGCCUCAGUAGAUUCGAGGAGAAGCAGGUCACUUCAUUUUGAUUUAAUCAGCAAGGCCAUCACAGCUUUAAGGAAAGGGGAGGUCUUAAGAUCGGUAGAUGAGACACCAAGCGACACCAGAAGAAAAUCUUUCUUUGAUAAAAUAAGUUCUCUCAUCCAAACGCGCAAAGAUGUUAGCUCCGAAGGAAAUUACAGACGACAAAUUAAAACGAAAGUGAGCUUUAGAGACGAUGUAGUCAAAUCUCAACUGAAGAAGUUACACAAAAAGAAGAAAGAUUUAUUUCAACGAUUAGAUAAUAUUGUUCAAGGAUUUUCUGAGGAGGAAGAAAAAUUCCAUUUAAUAUGUCACGAAAUAAAAGCGUAUGGCUCUGAGGAUAAAAUGGGAAACGUCAUGGUCACGGGGACUGAGACCUAAUCAUUUGCUUGAAAGUUUUGAAUUUAAUUAUGAUAAAAAUUUGAUAUAGUGAAACUGUAGAGCAAUAAAUGAAAGGACAGAGGAGAACAUGCUUGGAUCUCGUCGCUAAAGCACAAUAGCAAGCAUAAUCAAGAUAAUUUUUAAUUUCUUAAAACAUUUCUUUGUUUUUAUCUCAUUUUGUGUUGUUAUACAAAAGUUUGAAUAAUUUCCCAGCUAUUCAACCAUCAUGACAAAUCUGCAAAUAUUUAUUAAAAGGAGCCACCUUAAUCAACUGUUGUCGAUGUCGCUGGGAUUAGAAUCGCCUUCAAACUCAAAACCUUUCGUCAAUUUUGUUAUAGGGAACUCUCCCACUUUUCCGUAUGGCUGCUGAAAUAACUUUCAUUGUCAGGCGUUUUCUGAUGGAGCUUAUAUCGAGACGCUUACGGAAUCAAUGAAGCUCAGUUCAGUAGUUGUCCAACUAGUCAUCGAUCUCCGUCCCAGAAUCUUCGGAAUCGGAUUCACAUCCACGCAGGUCUUGCUCUCGAUUGCAAUUAAGAUUUUGAUUGAAAGUUUUCCUUAGAUCUUCUUAAAUGAAGACUUCGGUUAUGUUUCAUUAAGUAUGAUUUAAGUCUAGAGGACGAAGAGGAGGACGAUAUAGAAAUAUUCAGUGCAAUUAUGCAAAUUUUCCAGUUUGCGCAAGACCAUUGUUUCACCGAGCCGUAAAUCCGAACAACUUAUAGAGGCGUCAAAUAUUUCCCAGAAGCGUGCAUCUAAUCCCGAGGUCCCAGGACUCUCAUA
This is a messenger RNA of Stylophora pistillata, 6012 nucleotides long. Its product is annotated as polycystin-1-like protein 2. Gene Ontology annotation, molecular function: protein binding; calcium ion binding; calcium channel activity. NCBI's taxonomy places the organism in Eukaryota, Metazoa, Cnidaria, Anthozoa, Scleractinia, Pocilloporidae. Gene Ontology annotation, cellular component: membrane. Gene Ontology annotation, biological process: detection of mechanical stimulus. The record is from RefSeq and is a predicted model, not a curated record.